GGGGGAGCUCUUAGCAGCCGAGGGAAGGAGGGGUCCCUUCUCCCCCCACUCCCGAGCCCGACCCAAAAGGUCUUGAGGGGUUGGGGUUGGACUUGCAGGAUCAGCAAUGAAUGGGGGGGGGGGGUAGCAUUGCGGAAGAGAGCAGGGAGCUCAGGCUGCCGGUGGGGGGGGGGGGGAGAGCUGGUCCCUGUCUUUGCAGAGGAAAGAGAUUUCCUCCCCUCACCCCGACAUCCGCAAGGCCAAAUUUCCCUGCUGGGUUUCCCCCCCCCCCCCCCAACACGGCUUCUUUGCUGAGCUGAUUCCGGACGCUGGUCCAUCGGUCCAGUGUGAAGCUUGGGGGGCGGGGGGAGCAGUCCUCCCUCGCUGGAAAUUUCCCAUUCCACCUGUUCCCCCCUCCCUCCCUCCUACUCUCCCUCCCUCCCUCCCCCUCUCCCUCCCUCCCUCCCUCUUUUCGUUGCAUUCUUGCUGGCCCAUCGAGCCCAGAGAAGAGGGAAUGGGUUGGCUGCCCGGAGCCCCCUUUUCUCCUGCCUCCUGGGGGAUGGGGGCGAGGGGGCCGGCUGCGGGGGAGGGGGAGGGGGAGGAGGAGGAGGGCUAGCCUUCCCCCCGCCCCCCCUCCAGGCAACCACGCUGGACCCCUGCCCUGGCAGCCGCCUGCUCCGUCGAGGGCAUCCCUGGUCCAGCAGAGCCCGAGGAGGCGGCGGCGGCGGCGGCGGGAGAGAGGGACCCCCCAGCCCGUGAGCCUCAACCUGAGCGGCGGCGCCGGGGCCCGGGGCGCGCACCUGGGGGGCCAGCCCUCCCGCUCACCUGCGUGGCCCCCGGGGGAUCAUGUUCGUGUCAGUGUGGUAUGCCAAGAAAAUGGGACGGCGCUUCAUUAGCAACGUGCGCAAAGCCAAGAAGACCAGGAGCCUGCUCACAGCCAAUUCUCCACCGGUGAUAGUCAACACAGAUACCUUAGAAGCACCAGCUUACGUGAGUGACUCGGAAAUUCAGUCCCCACCAUCCUAUCCGUGCCCUUCGCUGUCUUUCCUUCCUCCAAAGGUCAAUGGAACAGAAGGCGAAAUGGAGUAUGAAGAGAUCACACUAGAAAGGGGUAACUCUGGGUUGGGGUUCAGCAUCGCCGGGGGCACCGAUAACCCCCAUGUGGGGGACGACCCGAGCAUCUUCAUUACCAAGAUCAUCCCUGGUGGGGCAGCAGCACAAGAUGGACGACUCAGGGUGAACGACAGCAUCCUUUUCGUGAACGACGUGGAUGUGCGGGAGGUGACCCACAGCACAGCCGUCGAGGCGCUCAAGGAGGCCGGCUCGAUCGUGCGCCUCUACGUCAUGCGCCGGAAGCCCCUCGCCGAGAAAGUGAUCGAGAUCAAGCUGAUCAAAGGACCCAAAGGUCUGGGCUUCAGCAUCGCGGGAGGGGUCGGGAACCAGCACAUUUCCGGGGACAACAGCAUCUACGUUACCAAAAUCAUCGAGGGGGGCGCUGCCCACAAGGACGGACGUUUGCAGAUAGGGGACAAGAUUUUGGCGGUAAAUAACGUGAGCUUGGAAGACGUGAUGCAUGAAGAUGCCGUGGCGGCGCUGAAGAACACGUACGACGUGGUCUACUUGAAGGUCGCCAAGCCUUUGAAUGUUUAUCUGAAUGACUCUUACGCUCCACCCGACAUCACUUCCUCCUACUCCCAGCACCUGGACAACGAAAUUGGCCACCAGAGUUACCUGGGCAGUGACUACCCACAAGCCAUGACUCCUACCUCCCCACGGAGGUACUCCCCCAUCCCAAAGGAGCUGAUGGGAGAGGAGGAUAUACCCAGGGAACCCCGUCGCAUCGUCAUUCACCGCGGCUCAACAGGGUUGGGCUUCAACAUUGUGGGGGGUGAAGACGGCGAGGGGAUUUUCAUCUCCUUCAUCUUGGCCGGGGGGCCCGCCGACCUCAGUGGGGAGCUGCGGAAGGGGGACCAGAUCCUCUCGGUUAAUGGUGUGGAUCUCAGGAACGCUACUCACGAGCAGGCAGCCAUCGCCCUGAAGAACGCGGGCCAGACGGUCACCAUCAUUGCCCAGUACAAACCGGACGAAUACAGCCGUUUCGAAGCCAAGAUCCAUGACCUCCGGGAACAGCUGAUGAACAGCAGUUUGGGCUCAGGGACGGCGUCGCUGCGAAGCAACCCCAAAAGGGGGUUCUACAUCCGGACGCUCUUCGACUACGACAAGACCAAGGACUGCGGCUUCCUCAGCCAGGCCCUGAGCUUCCAUUUUGGCGACGUCUUGCACGUGAUCGACGCCUCGGAUGAAGAGUGGUGGCAGGCGCGGCGCGUCCAUCCGGACGGGGACAGCGAUGAGAUCGGCUUCAUCCCCAGCAAGAGACGGGUCGAACGACGAGAAUGGACGCGGCUAAAAGCAAAGGAUCGGGUGUCGGGAUCGGGCUCUCAAGGUCGAGAAGAUGCUGUCCUGAGCUACGAGACUGUCGUUCAAAUGGAAGUGCACUAUGCCCGCCCCAUCAUUAUCUUGGGCCCCACCAAGGACCGAGUGAACGAUGACCUCCUCUCCGAGUUCCCGGACAAAUUUGGCUCCUGUGUGCCACAUACCACACGGCCCAAGCGGGAGUACGAGGUAGACGGUCGGGACUACCAUUUUGUGGCCUCCCGGGAGAAGAUGGAGAAGGACAUCCAAGGCCACAAAUUCAUCGAGGCCGGCCAGUACAACAGCCACCUGUACGGGACCAGCGUCCAGUCAGUGCGGGAGGUGGCUGAGCAGGGCAAGCACUGCAUCUUGGAUGUCUCGGCCAACGCCGUCCGGCGGCUUCAGGCGGCUCAGCUCCACCCCAUUGCCAUCUUCAUCCGGCCCCGAUCCCUUGAGAAUGUCCUAGAAAUAAACAAACGGAUAACAGAGGAGCAGGCGCGGAAGGCCUUUGACAGAGCUACGAAGCUGGAGCAAGAGUUCACAGAGUGCUUCUCAGCCAUUGUAGAAGGAGACAGCUUCGAGGAGAUCUACCACAAGAUCAAAAGAAUCAUAGAGGAGCUGUCCGGCCCUUACAUCUGGAUCCCUGCUCGCGAGAGACUUUAAAGAGCUACAAACUGAUUAUUCUGGAAGGGAUCGCAAAAAAAAAAAAAAAGAGAAACAAACCACCGACUGGAUGAUAGAGCAGUCUCUGGACAGGAGGGGCUGCCUCGGUCUCUUGCCACUGAACUUAGCUGUUUGGUUAAUAUUUUGGGGGUGGGGGUGGGGUCUCUGGGAAUGGGCUUCUUUUGUUUCUUCUGAAUAUUAUUCUCUUCUUUUCUUUUCUUUCCUUUUUUCUUCUUGCGCGAUCCAGCCGCCCCACCCUGGUCCCAGUUUUGAACACUCCCUUUUUUUAUUUCCACAGCAGAGGGGGGGGGGGUCCUCCAUCCUCAACAGCGCUAGCGCAUGCGUGCUGUAAUUUGGGGGGGGGCAAAAUCGGUGGGGGAGGCAGCAAGAGGCUGUUUCUUCGAUCCUUACGUCUUUUGUCUUAUAAGGCGGAGAGGUGGAUGUUCGCUGUGUAGAUAGUGAAUCGGAGGAAGACCGAGAGCAAAGCGAGGGGUCGGGAAAUACAUAGAGAUAUAUUUUUAAACUAAACAUUUCUGCAAUCUGAAGCCACUGUACCUUCUCUGGUGUGUGUGUGUGUGGGGCGAUCGGACCCCCACUUUGCAGUGAAUUGUGAACAGGACAAAGUUUGGCAAGCAGUGUUGGUCGCCUCUGACUUUGGUAGUCUGCAAGGGAGCAGAGAGGGGAGGGGAGGGGGAUGCAAUUUAAAGGGGAGGACCUCAGCACAGAGAGGGAAAUGUGAAAGAAAUCCUCCAUAUGUUUGCUUUUUUGAACAUGUAUUAAGACCCGCUCCCUCCCUUCCCUGGGACGGAAAAAACGGCCUUUCACUUCUCUCUCUGUUUUUGGCAGAGGUGGUGACUCAAGCAAGCACAGAUCCAGGACUGGGGGUUAGCCAGGAGAUCUUGCUUGCAAGUAUAGCCCUGUUGACUUGGGGAUACAUAAGAUAUAAAUAUAUAUAUAUAUAUAUAUAAUUAUAUUUUAUUAUUAUUUAUUAUUCUGGUUCUUUUCUCGUUCAACUUCCUCCGUUUUUUUCUCUCUCUCGGUUUUUUUCCCCCCCUCUUCAGUGCAUGAAGGUGAAUCGUGGCUUCAAAACUUUAAAACAGAGAAAAAAUGACAAAACAGAAAAAGAAAUUUUAACCAUUUGCUGGUUUAGGAAACUAUAUAUAUAUUUUUUUUUUCCCGGGGAAGAGGGAAAGGGAGGAGGGAAAAGGAGAAGAAAAAGAGAGAAGAUUUUAAAAAAAGAGAGUUUUUUUUCAAUGUCCUGUGACUAUUUUUGGGGUCAUAUCAAGUAUUUUGGUGCGGCUGUGUGUGAUGUAUGAAAAAAAAAAUUACCCAGGAGGAGAAGCGGGCGGGCAAAAUAUAUUUCAGAGGGACUGAUUUACUUUCACGUUUGAAAACUUUAUAAUUUCCAAAUCUAAUGGAUUAAUUAUUAUUUUUUGUAUAUAAAGACAAAAAAAAGGAUGGACUUGGGGGGGCUGGAGACAUUUUGACCCCCUCUGCCACCCGUGCUCCAGCUGUCCUGCCCCCCCCCCCCCCCGCAAGAGACGCAUUCCCCCGCCUCUACUUUAGCUAAACAGGUUGAAGCGGGGAGGGAUGUGCGGAAGAGAAAGACUGGUUGCAUUUUUUAAAAAGAAGACAUUUAGAUAGCUGCUGGGAAGUUCAGCAACGAGAGACUUCCUUCUGGUUGUCUGAGCUAAGAAACUGCAUUCUCUGCGCCUGUCUCCCACCCCUCAAAAAAACAGGCCAAGCGUCCAGUUCUUGCUAUUGCAGGGACAAAAUAUUAGAGGAAGGAGUUUAAAAACUUAAUGUUUAGAAAGCAGGAUCCUGGGUUGGUCUCAGGUGCGGUGGACCUGUGCGUGGAAGGGUUUCUCCCUGGGCCCUUCCGUUUGUCUCGGCUCCUCUUUGAGAAGUAUCCAGCCAAGCAGAGCCCCCCCCCCCCCCCCAACCAGGCAAAAAAGGAAGAUUUAGUGAAGGACCCUGCAAAACCCAGGCGAUGCCCGGCUGCAUUUGGGCUCUCCGGCCUCCACCGGCUUAGGCGGCCAUUCAUGCGCGGGCCGAGAGUUCUGAGCCAUUGCUGCCCUGGCGCCGUAAGGGGGGGGGGGGGACAACAACACAACACUGUGGCAAAGCUGGACGAGGCACCGAUAGGACCGCGUCUGCUUUGCCACAGCCGGGGACCGCUCUGCCACCUGAGCCCGUGGGCUGAAGGGGGAGGCAAGGGCCCAAACUCUUCAGAAGGGAACCAGAUGCCGGGGGUCUCUUCCCCUUGGCCCCUCCCGAGGUCCUGCCUCGGUGCCUCCCGUUCUGCUGACUUGUCAAGGGCUUUUUCGUAGCUGACAGGACCCUCCCCUCCCCACCUCGGUGUUCUGGCAGGGAUGAGGCGGCAGGUCAGACCCCUCCCCCCCCCCACGAGCCCCCCCUCCUCUCCGCUGGAGCAUCAGAAGAACCAGAGCGCGGUCAGAGGCUGUUUCUUGCCAGGGGCCACUAGAGGCUGGUUUGUUGGGGGUGGGUGGGGGGGUGCGGGGCUGGGGGGGGGAGAUAUAAGAGAGUAUUUUGCAUAGAAAUAUUAUCGCCUUCGGCAAAAGAAUAAUUAAAAACCAAUGAAAACCCA
Messenger RNA from Sphaerodactylus townsendi, 5662 nucleotides. RefSeq names its product discs large MAGUK scaffold protein 4 (gene DLG4). Lineage: Eukaryota; Metazoa; Chordata; Lepidosauria; Squamata; Sphaerodactylidae. The transcript has 20 exons. Gene Ontology annotation, cellular component: neuromuscular junction; neuron projection; postsynaptic density membrane. Gene Ontology annotation, molecular function: kinase binding. Gene Ontology annotation, biological process: AMPA glutamate receptor clustering; chemical synaptic transmission; postsynaptic neurotransmitter receptor diffusion trapping. The coding region runs from base 826 to 3054 and encodes 742 amino acids. The record is from RefSeq and is a predicted model, not a curated record.